AUGUCGGAUAUGAAGGCACAAGAGGAGGUGCAUGGCAUAUCCUCUGCCACCGAUUAUGAGCCUCGAGUUCUCGCUGGCUUUGGUGAAACUACUAAACGAGAGGGUGCGAAGACCAAAGAAGUCCACAAUGCCGAUCUGUUUGCUGCUAUUGAGGAAACACAAAUUGAAAGAUGGAGCAAAAACUCUAUCCAUUUGUAUUUCUGUAUCUUCGUCGCUUUUUGUUGUGCCUGUGCCAACGGUUAUGAUGGAUCACUGAUGGGAUCUAUUCUUGCUAUGGAUCACUACCAGAACGUCUUCAAAACAGGAAUGGACGGGCCCCAGGUCUCCCUUGUCACUUCGUUAUACACUGUCGGUUCUAUCGUCGCCACCCCGUUCAGCGCUGUCAUUUCCGACAAGCUCGGCCGUCGCAAGUGUAUGUUCGUUGGAGGAUGGGUUAUUAUCAUUGGUUCCAUUAUAAUUGCUACUGGAAUGACCCUGCCUCAAUUUGUUGUCGGUCGAUUCGUCCUUGGUUUUGGAAUCCAGAUCAUGGUCGUCUCUGCCCCAGCCUAUGCCGUCGAAAUCGCCCCGCCUCACUGGCGUGGUCGUGCAAGAUGGGGAUUGACGAAACUUUUAGGUUUCUACAAUUGCGGUUGGUUCGGAGGUUCCAUCCCAGCCGCUGCGAUCACAUACGGUUGCAAUUACAUUGGUAACAACUACCAAUGGCGAAUUCCGUUCAUCUGCCAGUGUUUUGCCUGUGUCAUUGUCAUUAUCUCCGUCUGGUUCAUCCCAGAGUCACCUCGUUGGCUCAUGGCCCAAGGCCGCCACGAAGAGGCUGUUGCGUUUUUGGUCAAGUACCAUGGCAACGGUGACCCCAACGCACGAUUGGUCCGUCUUGAGGUUGAAGAGAUGAAGGAAGGUAUCCGCAUCGAUGGCAUUGAUAAGAGGUGGUGGGAUUACCGACCCUUUGUCACCACACACAGUGGUCGCUGGCGUUUUGCCCAAGUUAUCAUGAUUUCUAUCUUUGGACAAUGGUCGGGCAACGGACUCGGCUACUUUAACGCAACGAUCUAUAAGGUUAUUGGUUAUGAGAGUAGCUCUACACAGCUUUUGCUCAACCUGGUCAACUCCAUUGUCUCUGCCAUCGGGGCUCUUUCCGCUGUAUACCUGACGGACAGAAUGCGCCGUCGUCCUGUUCUCAUCUUCGGUACAAUGGCCUGUGCUGUCACCCUGGCAAUCAAUGCCGGUAUUCUCCAAGAGGUUGCCAAUACAGGACAAAUUAACAAAACCAAGGGCCAGGCUGCUCUUUCAUUCUACUACCUCUUCAACGUCGUGUUUGCGUUCACAUACACCCCCCUUCAGGGUGUCAUUCCCGCCGAGGCUCUUGAAACCACCACUCGUGCCAAGGGAUUGGCACUUUCGGGUUUCAUGGUCAGCAGCAUCAGCUUUAUCAGUCAGUUUGCGACCCCGAUCGGUUUGAAGAACAUUUCCACCAACUAUUUCUGGAUCUUCGUCGGCUGGGACGUUCUUGAAUCAAUCUUCUGGUACUUCUUCUGUGUCGAAUCUCAGGGUCGUACUCUGGAAGAACUGGAGUGGGUAUACCAACAACCCAACCCCGUCAAGGCAUCCCAAAACGUAGACAAGAUUGUUGUCCAGAGCGACGGAACUGUCACGGAAAAGAUCGAAGCGGAUGCUUGA
Penicillium salamii is the source of this 1674-nucleotide messenger RNA. The record is from the annotation of a GenBank genome assembly. Lineage: Eukaryota; Fungi; Ascomycota; Eurotiomycetes; Eurotiales; Aspergillaceae.